GCAAGCGAGAACGAUGCCAUUGCCGGCGAACGGGAAUCAUAUAUUAAUUCCAAGACGCGUGUUGCAGUCUUGAUGAAGACCAAAGGCGUCCCGUCCCCUCUUCAGAGGACAUCGGCUCCCCCUCGGUCUGGAGAUUGCUCUCUGCAGGUCACCAGUCUAGCAUGGAGGCGAUGGGCAUGGAUGACCGCCGCGGGCCUUGGAGGCAUUGUACCACCAGCAGCAGCAGCAGCAGCACCUCAGGUACGGUCUCAUCUGGCUACACGUCCACCAGCUCUCGGCUAUCUUGGUUGUCUAUGGAAGCGGCCAGGCAGAUCCAAGAAAUGGAGAUGAUGGAUCUUGAGUUUGUUCAGUCCCCAAAAGAUUUGGCGAGAGAGAAGAAGAUGAAGAAGAUUAAAAUCCUUGCCAAGGAAUUCUUUGGUGCGCCGUCGACAAAAUGCAGCGCCGAAGGAGGCGACCUGAUUGUCCUGGAGAGGUGGUUCACGGAGAUGGGCGUCGGGUGGGUUCUCCACAUCUCUGAUGGUGCACUUGCAGGGGAACUCAAUGAUCUUGCAUCCAGCUGGUUCCUGGCCAUCAUCGAAAUUGUAGAUAUCUUCUGCCUCACGUCGGGGCUCCGUCCCGGCCACGGCGCAGUGGAAAAUAUGGCGGAACGAUUACAGCUUGCAAGCUUUACCCAGCAAGCCAUAUUGAAGAUGCUCACUUUUCUUGACUUCAUUGUUGCUCCAAAUUUUACUCGUGUCCCGGCACCAUACGCUAGGCUCCACACCCUGCUCCGUGUACGUGAGGCUCUGUCCAAGACCUUUUAUAAGAUCCAGUUGACAUUCGAUUCAUCAUCCUCUUCAGAAGUUGCAACGAUAAUUCGCGAGUUAGUCGACGUCGUAUCAGCAAAGGAGGGCAAGGUGGGAGAGAUCAUAUGGAGCACACUGAAGGAGAUUAGGACUCGGAUCAUGGAAUCACUGGAGCACGGCCAAGGCUCAUCCGGUACUCAAACUCCACAAGGAUCAUCUGACAUUGACGAUGCCACCAGGUCCGUUACGAUGUACGUAAUGUUCCUGACGGAUCAUUACUCGUUAAUUGAGCCAAUUGUCUCCGAAGCUUCUAGCCUUGGUACGUAUGUUUCUCAGUUUGGAGCCACAGAACGUACAAACCUGACCGUGGAGAUGUUGUCUUGUCUUGAAGAAAAGCUUGCCAACAAGUCGGAAGCAUUUCCAGACCCGGGCCUUAGGUUUUUAUUCUUGCUCAACAACUCAUCUUUCAUAGCGGAGCAACUCCACUGCACUCCUGAUUUUCCCAAGUCCAUCAAGAUAGACCUAGUUGGCAAAGUCAAAGGCUACAUGGAGAGGUAUAUACAAGUAUCAUGGGCACCAGUGUUGUCAUGCUUAAUCAAUCCUACACCUAGUUGCUUCGGGAAAAACUACUCCCCCCUGUCUAAGUUCGAGUCUGAAUUUCAGAAGACGUACACUACCCAGAAGCUAUGGAAGGUCCCCAAUCCUUGUCUGAGGAAUAGGCUGCGCAGAGCUAUCAUAGAUAAAGUCAUUCCAUGCUACACGAGGUACCUAGAGGAUGACUACGGAAAUGCCCCUCUAAAAUUUAGUCCCUCGAACUUGCAAGAGAUGUUGCAAGAGCUAUUCGAAGGCUGAUGAAUUCGCGAACAAACAAAAAACAAACACUAUUUGAAGGCUUGACGAGAGCGCCACACCAGACAAGUUUACGUAGGUACAUCUAUUUGUGUUUCCUUCUGUGUAGAUUUUGGGAUGGAAUGUUAACAUUGUUGCUUCUCAAACUGAGUGAAGCAGCUAAAAACGCUGAAGCAUUAGAAAACUUCUUGUGGCCAUUUGUAUUUUGUUUAUCGUUACCGAUAAAUAGGGACUAGCACAUAGCUGU
This is a messenger RNA of Panicum virgatum (switchgrass), 1881 nucleotides long. RefSeq lists its product as uncharacterized. Gene Ontology annotation, cellular component: exocyst. Gene Ontology annotation, molecular function: phosphatidylinositol-4,5-bisphosphate binding. Gene Ontology annotation, biological process: exocytosis. The transcript has a single exon. The coding region runs from base 162 to 1637 and encodes 491 amino acids. The record is from RefSeq and is a predicted model, not a curated record. NCBI's taxonomy places the organism in Eukaryota, Viridiplantae, Streptophyta, Magnoliopsida, Poales, Poaceae.